Messenger RNA from Saccostrea cuccullata (small rock oyster), 2073 nucleotides. Its product is annotated as solute carrier family 2, facilitated glucose transporter member 10-like. The coding region runs from base 37 to 759 and encodes 240 amino acids. Gene Ontology annotation, cellular component: membrane. The transcript is spliced from 4 exons. Gene Ontology annotation, molecular function: symporter activity. Lineage: Eukaryota; Metazoa; Mollusca; Bivalvia; Ostreida; Ostreidae. Gene Ontology annotation, biological process: D-glucose transmembrane transport. The record is from RefSeq and is a predicted model, not a curated record.
GGCCGUCGCCGAUUCCUUUUGGCGGGCGCCACAUUAAUGGGUGUGUCCCUCCUCCUCCUGGGGAUCAUCUCUCAUUUAAAUGACCACAUUUAUGGAUCUAAUCCUUGCCAGGAAAGUGUUCAGUGUUUAGAGGCAUUAACUGAAGCCAAUCGGAACAUCUCAGUAUUUUACACUACAACCCCCCAAAUGUUCUCUAUAAACGAUUCUUACACAUUAUCCGAGGCAGACUGGCUGUCUUACAUUAUGGAUAACUAUACUGCUACAACAACGGAGGAACCUCAUGUACACAUCCAUGGAUCUACCAUAGGCAAAAUAGCAGCCUUCACGGCUCUCAUGUUAUAUGUGGCUGCUUUUGGAUUCAGUUUUGGUCCAGUGUCUUGGUUAAUCCUGAGUGAAAUCUUCCCAGCUUCAGUGAGAGGGAGGGCCAUUUCUCUUGCCACUGUGCUCAACUGGGGAACCAACCUUAUUGUCUCACUCACUUUUCUGGAUAUCCUUGAAAACAUUGGUGUAUCCUGGACGUUUGUGAUGUUUAGUGCUGUCUGUGCAUUGUCUGUGAUCUUUAUCUUCUUUGCUGUACCAGAAACCAGAGGGAAGUCCCUGGAACAAAUUUCUAAAGAACUCAAUAACCGAUCUCUCAAGUCAGGAAUCCGAGCCUACUGUAAAAGACUUAACUGUUGUCAGCCAUUGUACAACUCUCCUGUGAAGUCUCCUAACUACCACAGGGUACUAAGUACCGAUUCCUUCAAUGAAAUCUCCUGACUGUGUGACUGAAACAUUCAAAAAUAAAUGGCUUGUACAUGACUAAAACACUCCAAGUGUUUAAGAACACCCCAAAUUAAUAAGCACACACUUAAUAAAAGUAGUGUUACUGCAGGGUAAAAUUUUUAUUUGCUUUAUGAUUAUUGCAGCUCAGCUUCAUUAGAAUUUUCUUUUACACUAGACUUUAUCCUGAUUUUUGUCAGGAGUAAAUACUCUAAAGCACAUAUCUACAUGAGUUCAUGCUUUUGUUUGUAACUUUAUUUGGUAUAAUAUGUUUCAGUUUUUGGUGGUCAGAAACCAGCUUUUGCAAUGGUAAAGUGUCCAUUGUCUGUCUACUUGGGUAAACAAUUUUUCAUGACGCUACUCCUCCUACAGUUUUGAUCCGAUUUCAAGAAAACUUGGUACACUGGAUUACACUAGUAUAUAAUUCUGUUUAUUUCUUGGAAGUGUUGCCAUAAAAAAUUCUUUAAGACAAUAUUCUUUCCAGUUAUUUAACAGAUUUCAAUAAAACUUGAAUUUCAUCAAGAUAAUAACAGUGUUGCCUUCUGGAAAUUUUAGUGAAAUUAUAUCAAAACACUACUACUCUGACAGGAUUAUUAGGGCUGUAGCAUAGGUACUUGUGGACAGGACCCCCCCCCCCCCACCGAUAUUCAACCCCGGAGCUUAUUUGACAAUUUUUUCACAGUUUAUAUUUAUAGACUACAGUACACUUAUUCAACAUGUUUGCAAUAUGAACAAAUCGUCAAAACCACAAAAUAAUCGCUCCACAAAAAAUACCCCACUAUACAUUAUAAGAGGGAAGGUAAGCAACUUAGGUUUGUUUACGUUGUACCCCCACUGGUCUUUGGAUUUAAAAACUUGUAUUUAUUUCAUUUUCACCUAAAAUGUCAGUCCACGCUGUCUCUACAUAUAUUUCUGUCUCAGUCAAUGCUAUCGAAUUGACUCCGCAUCACGUAAGAAUCCCACAAACAGCAUUCCAGUUAGAAUGUUCAAAUUUCCUUAGGUAAACGCAACGGAAGUGCAUAGAGAAUGUUACACUUAUUACGAUAACGUCCGAGAGAGUUUUUGCCUGACGUAAUAAUCACUCUUGGGUGUUAUCAUAAUAGGUAAUAGGCACUUCCGUUGCGUUUACCUAAACGUAAACAAACCUAAGUUGCUUACCUUUCUCUCUUAUAAUGUAUAGUGGGGUAUUUUUUGAGGAGCGAUUAUUUUGGGGUUUUGAUGAUUUGUUCCUAUUGCAAACAUGUUGAAUAAGUGUACUAAAUAUAAAUUGUGAAAAAAAUGUCAAAUAAGCCCCGGGGUUGAAUAUCGGGG